GUGAGAGGUCGGAUCCGAUCCACCGGUGUUGGCGUCGUCCCUCCCCUCCGCUGUCCCUGAUACCCACCCACCAUCCAUGGCCACCGCACGGGCGCCGGAGGAAGAACACCAGAUGAGGAAGAAGCUCGUCAUCGACACCGACCCGGGAAUCGAUGACGCCAUGGCCAUCUUCGUGGCGCUGAGGUCGCCGGAGCUGGAGCUGCUGGGCCUCACCACCAUCUUCGGCAACGUCUACACCACCCUCGCCACCCGCAAUGCCCUCCACCUGCUGGAGGCUGUUGGGAGGACUGACAUCCCCGUCGCGGAGGGAUCCCAUGUCACAGUCAAGAAAGCCACCAAGCUACGGAUUGCGAGCUUUGUUCAUGGUUCGGAUGGCCUGGGGAAUCAGAACUUCCCACCACCAGCUGGGAGGCCUGUAGAUCAAUCGGCGGCCGCCUUUCUUGUCGAGCAGGCAAAUUUGUACCCUGGACAAGUUACUGUGGUUGCCCUUGGUCCACUUACUAACCUUGCUUUGGCUAUCGAACUUGAUCCUUCUUUCCCAAAGAAGAUAGGGCAGAUUGUGAUCCUUGGUGGUGCAUAUUCAGUUAAUGGAAAUGUCAACCCUGCAGCUGAGGCAAAUGUGAGGGAGAUAUUUGGUGACCCUGACGCAGCUGAUACAGUUUUCACCUCCGGUGCUGAUAUUUUGGCCGUGGGAAUAAAUAUAACACACCAAGUAGUUCUUUCUGAUGCUGACAGGGAAAAGCUUGAACAGUCUGAUAGCAAAUAUGCCCGGUACUUGAGCAAGAUAUUGGGUCUUUAUUAUGAUUAUCACAGGGAUGCUUACUUUACAAAAGGAGUGUAUCUCCAUGAUCCAACAGCACUUCUUGCUGCAGUAGAUCCAUCGUUGAUGACUUACACAGAAGGUGUCGUGAGAGUGCAAACGGUUGGCAUCACAAAGGGUCUCACAGUUUUUGACAAUACCAAGAAAAGGUAUGGUGAGAUAACGCCGUGGAGUGGUAAGCCGACCGUGAAGGUUGCUGUGACCGUUGAUGCUCCUGCCGUUGUGGAGCUGAUCAUGCAGAGGCUUACGACGGAUGAUUAGUAGCAGCAAGCAAGAAGUCAACGAAAACACUAUGCUGCCGCAAUGCUCCUGCUACCUGUUGGGAUAAUGUGGUUCUUCACUUUGUCUGGUUGAACCUUUGCAGUACUAGAGCAUCCUCAACAGCUCAUCUAAAUUUGGUCAUCUAUAUUUUCAUUUGGAUGAUCAUCUAAAACACUUUUAUUCUUUAUAUCU
Messenger RNA from Oryza brachyantha (malo sina), 1273 nucleotides. RefSeq names its product probable uridine nucleosidase 2. The record is from RefSeq and is a predicted model, not a curated record. The transcript has 9 exons. Gene Ontology annotation, molecular function: purine nucleosidase activity. The coding region runs from base 77 to 1081 and encodes 334 amino acids. NCBI's taxonomy places the organism in Eukaryota, Viridiplantae, Streptophyta, Magnoliopsida, Poales, Poaceae. Gene Ontology annotation, biological process: purine nucleoside catabolic process. Gene Ontology annotation, cellular component: cytosol.